Messenger RNA from Andrographis paniculata, 1723 nucleotides. RefSeq names its product COP9 signalosome complex subunit 7-like. The record is from RefSeq and is a predicted model, not a curated record. Gene Ontology annotation, cellular component: COP9 signalosome. Lineage: Eukaryota; Viridiplantae; Streptophyta; Magnoliopsida; Lamiales; Acanthaceae. The transcript has 10 exons. Bases 102 to 920 code for a protein of 272 amino acids.
UAUAUUUCGCAGUUGGGCUGGCUACAUCUAUAGUUUGCAAAAAGCUCCAUGAUCUGAAUUCUACACGCAGAAGGCGCGCACCCCGCUAACGUGAUCUUAAAAUGGAGUUUGAAAGACGUCAGGCGGAGCAUAUAGCGAAGUUCGUGGAGCAGGCUUCGAGUCUCAAGGGCGCAGAAUUGACUACAGUGAUCGUCGAGGCCACUUCUGAACCCUCCUUGUUUGCUUUCUCGGAGAUACUCGCCGUUCCAAACAUUCUCGAGCUGGAAGGAACUGGGAACAGUUGCUACCUUGAAUUACUUCGCAUCUUUGCAUAUGGUACAUGGAGUGAAUACAAGAAUGUUGGAAGCUGUCUUCCUCAGUUGCAUCCUAAUCAAAUCAUCAAGCUGAAGCAGUUGACCCUACUUACUCUUGCAGAGAAGACUAAGCUAUUGCCCUAUGAUACAUUGAUGCGGGAAUUGGAUCUUUCGAAUGUCCAUGAGUUGGAAGAAUUUCUCAUCUGGAACAGCAUCUAUGUGGGAUUAGUUGAAGGAGUGCUGAAUCAGUUGAAUAGACGCUUUGAGGUGCGAUUUGCAGCAGGCAGGGAUAUGAAACCCGGACCUGGACAAUUGGAUACUAUAAUAGAAAAACUACAAAACUGGAGAUUCGCCUCAGCCAACAUCCUUCUCUCAAUUGAAAAUCAAUUCAAAUGGAUGGAUUCCAUGACUGAGAUGGAGCACAAAACAAAAUUAGAUCAAAUGGGGCAAGAAGAGAGAGAAGAGAAAGAAGAGAGAGAAGAGAAAGAAGAGAAAAGGACACCUCGUGGGCGAAAGAAACUCAAAACUCUGGAGCCCUUGCCUGAUUUUGAUCCUGAUACAGCAAGAGUUGCGAGAAUGAAAAGGAGGCUGAAAAGGAACAUGGACAAGAGAAGGUCCACUACGUGACUCGACCACAAAACCGCUUGCUGCUCUUGGUCCGUUGUACUGACAAAACAGAAUUGCUGCUCCCAAAGCUAACAUGAUUCCUCUGAGUUCAAACAUCAGGCAAUUAUAUACAGUUUUAGCUUGUGUUACCUUACUAUAUUUCCUUUUUGGCCUUGUCAAGAACCUGAAAUUACUUUUGUCAUAAGAGACGAACUGAAGUUUUGAUGAAAAAUCCAUCAGCAUUUUAAUAGAGGCAGUGCGGAAAAAUGACUUUCAUGGCACAUUCAGGUUAGCUUUUGUGAUUUUGAUGCAUUUUUUAAAUGGCACAUAGGGUAAGAACUGCAUUCUAUUUAUCAUUCAUAUAUAAGUUGACGGUUGAGGACGUAUAAGAUAAAAGAAAAAGGGUGACAACACAAGAAAGGGCGACGGAGAUAGUAAUCAUGUGGACUUAAGGAUAUGAAUAGCCUUUUAAGCUGUGUAAGAACGUAUAUUUGUGUGUAUAUUCAUAAGAUUGAUAUUGAACCUGAUAGUGAUUAAGCAAAUAUUGAAUCUUUCGUGUUUAUAUGGUGAAAUAAUAAUUUUUUCGAUAGGAGCUUUCUUACCUAUUCCUAUAGAAGUAGCUUGCAAAUGUAUUCUAUGUUUUAGCUCUGAAAAACAUAAUGAUGUUUUGCAUUCCUGUUGGACAAGCAUAUAGCUGUUACAAAGCUGAGGACAUUGAAGCUGCAUAUGCAGAUCACAUUAUUCUUCUCCUCUACACCUAAUCCAAAUUUAUUCAUACUCAGCUCAUACAUAUAUAUAUAUAUAUAUAUUGUAUAAGCUGCACU